ACUUGAGAGCAACGAGCUCUUAUCUGUUAGUGGCUAAAGGAAUUAAGAUUCCCAGAUGGGAAGUUGAUGUGUUUCCAUUAUUUUUUGUAUACAUAUAUGAGACGAGGUACGCAAGGUGCUUCUUCUUCUAGACAGCAGGAUGAUCCAGAGGGAGAACCACAGAGGCCACUUCAUCGUCUUAUUCGGGGGCCUUGUAGGGCUAUUCCUACACAGCAGCAGCUGCCCAGCUUAAGCCAGCCUCCCGCACAGCAGCAGCUUUCCAGUUUGACUCAACUUCCCACACAGCUGCAGCAGGAGCGACCCACUGUUACUCAGCCACCAUUGGACAAUGACCAGUACACUGGUGAUGAUGCAACAAUGGAGGAGGACACUAAAGAGCGUAAUUUGGAGGCUGAGUUGGAUGCUAAGUUUGCUGUGCUUGAUCCUGAGUUAGAUGCUCAACUGGAGGAGGAGCUAUCACGUGUUGUCCCGAAGACAAGACGUGGCAUGGAUAAAGGAGAUGACACUCCUGCAGACCCGAAUCAAAGGAAGGUGCUUAGCCUUAAUUGUCGAGGCACAUUCAGCCAUGAGGUUUGGGAGGACUACCACAGUAAUUUGGAAGUACUUGUAUAAUGAGCCAGUGCUUUUUUGGUUUAGUUGGCCUGAGGAAAAGAAGAGGGUUGCUUGGGAGAAUUUUCAAGUAUGAAAAUUAUAGAAUAAAAUGAAAUAUUUUUU
This is a messenger RNA of Rubroshorea leprosula, 714 nucleotides long. The record is from the annotation of a GenBank genome assembly. NCBI's taxonomy places the organism in Eukaryota, Viridiplantae, Streptophyta, Magnoliopsida, Malvales, Dipterocarpaceae.